UGGAGCUACAGUGACCGUUUCUAGUGCUCACAGAGAGAGAGAGAGAGAGAGAGAGAGAGAGGCGCUGUGGAUUUGUGGGAGAGUAGGGACAUCAGAGGAUUCUUCGAUCUUCAGAUUCUUACUCGACGAAUCCUUAAUCGCUCACCUGCAGUUGUUCUUAUCCUCCGCUUAUUCCGUCGAGUGCCGUGGCGGCCAAUUUCGGCAACUCUGCGCCACUGAUGAUUUUGAUGGUUAGAUCUUUUAAUGUUCGUCCUCCUCCUUACUCUCCGAAUCCAUUUUCUGUGUUCUUUCCUUUCUGUUUCGUAUAAAAUCAUGUUUCAUUGAGCUCGAUUAUGAUUAUAUCUUGUCUACGGUCAUUUUGACGACGACGACAGUGAUGAUCUUUGCCACGCGCAUCGAAAAUUGAAUUUUGUUUUCCCCAUUUUAGGAAUUGAGUCAUUUGGAUGUGGUUCAAAUGAUAUUUGGUGGUUCUGUUUUUGAAUCUCGUAUUCUCUUGGAAUAUCUGUAUACAAGGUCUCACUGGUUAAUGUUUCUUCUCUUACUUCUGUUCAGUGAUUCUAAAGAGUGAGAUGUUAAAGCAGACUAUAAGAUGGAUUUGAUACUUCAUCCAGUAGUAGCUUAAGAAAUAUUGCGGUUAUGUCAGAGUCUCGUCAAAGGCCUCCUUUUAAGGGCCCGAGAUGGAUUAUCACUUUGGUUGUUCUGGUUACGGUUGUUGUCAUUACCGCAUUCAUAUAUCCUCCGCGGAAUUCUGUGGCUUGCUAUAUGUUUUCUGGUCCUGGAUGUCCUUUAUACCAGCAGUUUUUGUUUGUACCUACUCGGGAAUUGACUGACUCUGAAGCUGCUGCUCAAGUUGUCAUGAAUGAAAUCAUGAACCUACCUCAAUCUAAGACAGCAAAUCCCAAGUUAGCUUUCAUGUUCUUAACUCCAGGGACGCUGCCUUUUGAGCCUCUCUGGGAAAUGUUUUUCCGUGGUCAUGAGAACAAAUUUUCAGUUUAUGUGCAUGCCUCAAAGAAAAGUCCUGUACAUACAAGCAGCUAUUUUGUUGGUCGAGAUAUUCACAGUCACAAGGUUGCUUGGGGUCAGAUAUCAAUGGUUGAUGCAGAAAGAAGGCUAUUAGCUCAUGCUCUCGUUGAUCCUGAUAAUCAACACUUUAUAUUGCUGUCAGAUAGUUGUGUACCGCUAUUCGACUUUAACUAUAUCUAUAACCACUUGAUCUUCGCGAAUCUCAGCUUCAUUGAUUGUUUUGAGGAUCCUGGACCACAUGGAUCUGGUAGGUAUUCACAACAUAUGCUGCCUGAGGUUGAAAAGAAGGAUUUUCGGAAGGGCUCACAGUGGUUUUCAAUGAAGAGGAGACAUGCUAUAGUCGUCAUGGCGGACAGCCUUUACUACACAAAAUUCAAGCUUUACUGUAGGCCAAAUAUGGAAGGACGCAACUGCUAUGCGGACGAGCAUUAUUUUCCAACUCUUUUCAAUAUGAUUGAUCCAGAUGGAAUAGCAAACUGGUCGGUCACACAUGUAGAUUGGUCCGAGGGCAAAUGGCAUCCGAAGCUGUACAAUGCAAGAGACAUCACUCCUUACCUCAUCAGGAAAAUCAAGUCCAUCCAACUUGCUUACCAUGUCACAAGCGAUUUAAAGAAAGUGACGACAGUAAAGCCGUGUCUAUGGAAAGGAGAGCAACGUCCAUGUUACCUAUUUGCUCGGAAGUUUAAUCCUGAAACUCUAGACCGAUUGAUGUAUCUCUUCCCUAACUACACCUCGCUGGUUUGAAAGGCUUAUCGGAUUCUCGAUUGUCCGGUUUGUUCUUUGUUAAGCUCUUACCAAAGCAUACACCUUGUGUGAUAAUUAUUAGGACCAUUCAUAUUGCUGUGAUUCAAAGUUGGGUUUGAGCCUGGCACAGACAAGAACAAGAACUGCUCUGGUGUUUUUUUGGUUUAUGGUUAACAAAACAUUAGCGUGCUAGCAUGCGAGGUCCAUGACAAUUGUUUUAG
Arabidopsis thaliana (thale cress) is the source of this 1988-nucleotide messenger RNA. RefSeq names its product Core-2/I-branching beta-1,6-N-acetylglucosaminyltransferase family protein. Lineage: Eukaryota; Viridiplantae; Streptophyta; Magnoliopsida; Brassicales; Brassicaceae. The record is from RefSeq and is marked reviewed. The transcript is spliced from 10 exons. Gene Ontology annotation, cellular component: membrane. The coding region runs from base 637 to 1767 and encodes 376 amino acids. Gene Ontology annotation, molecular function: glycosyltransferase activity.